Necator americanus (New World hookworm) is the source of this 1269-nucleotide messenger RNA. RefSeq lists its product as uncharacterized. Gene Ontology annotation, molecular function: transmitter-gated monoatomic ion channel activity involved in regulation of postsynaptic membrane potential; transmembrane signaling receptor activity; excitatory extracellular ligand-gated monoatomic ion channel activity. Bases 1 to 1269 code for a protein of 422 amino acids. The record is from RefSeq and is a predicted model, not a curated record. The transcript is spliced from 13 exons. NCBI's taxonomy places the organism in Eukaryota, Metazoa, Nematoda, Chromadorea, Rhabditida, Ancylostomatidae. Gene Ontology annotation, biological process: chemical synaptic transmission; regulation of membrane potential; signal transduction. Gene Ontology annotation, cellular component: neuron projection; plasma membrane; synapse.
AUGUUGGCGCGCACUCGACUCCUGCUCACCUUACUGCUCCUGAUCGUCGCAACAGUACGUUCCUAUGAUACUGAUUGUAAAUGGAAGAGUAACGUGACAGACAUCUCCGACGUUGCUCACCACAAAUAUCAGGUUCUCGAAGAAUGUCUCUUCUACAAGCUUACGAAAGAUGCAGAUCAAAUGCAAGGCAAGAGCAACGCGCUCAUGCUGCUACCUCCAACUGUCGCUGCAGGUGAAAUACUGGAUGUACAGGUUCUCCACGCUGGUGUGAGACAAAUGUGGAUGAACGAGGUCUUCAAGGAAAUGAACAUCAACGGAUACCUGAAGCUGUCAUGGAAAGAUCGUCGCCUUCGCUGGGACCCUUCCGAAUGGAAAACCGACACGCUGACCAUCAAGUCAUUUGGACGUCUGUGGGUGCCAGAUAUUAACUCAGAUAAGCACCAAACUGGACAGCAAUCCUCGGACUACGUCACAUUUCAAUCUCUGAGCACAAACAACAAUGGUAAUGUUACCGGCCGACUUGAGUUCCGGAUCCAAGCCCAUUGCGAGAUUGACUAUACGGAGUACCCAAGCGACAUUAAACACUGUUGUUUCAAUCUCCAGUCGACUCUCUACAAGCGGUAUAUUAAAUUCUACUUGGAGAACGAAGACGAACACCUGGAUAUCUCGCAGCUGAAGACGAACUGGCAUAUUGAGAACUCAUGGGUGAAGAAGAGUACACAGGAAGGAGACAACAAGGCCGAUUCGCUGGAGGUCUGUGUGACGGCAAGACGUAGAUCGACAACCUUAGCCGUUGAACUCACUCUGCCCGUUUUAAUAUCAGCACUUUUGCUCCUAAUCGCCCCUUUCUUUGGAAAAUUUGACCAACAGAUCAAGGUAAAAAUGUUCGCUCUAUUGCUGCAAUUUAUGAGCUUCCAAUUCAUGGCUGACAAAACGCCUCAGCUGGGAUUCGGAUCAACAGUGCCGAAAAUUUAUGUUUUCUAUGCGUUCACACUAGCUGUGACGGUAAUCAGCUUGAUCGUCACUGUGUUGAUUGCUGCAAUGAGUCGAAUCAAACGCAAAGUACCUCCAGCACAUCGCUUUACGCUGCUCGCCUCAGUCCUCAACGCCAAUCUUUGUUGUGGGUCUGAGGAAGAUCCUGUCACAGACGGCACAUCUUCAAAGGAUGCUUCAGCUGACUGGCUCCAGAUCCAUGCAGCCAUCAACAAUCUUGCCAGUUGUAUCACCAUGGUCGUUUACGUGAUCGGUGCGAUUGUGAUCGUCUUUUAG